GAAGUGUUUCCUUGUUGCACCAAUGGCCCUCGUGUUGCUAUGGUUACAUCAACACAACUAGGAAGGUUUGCUGCCAGUUGGAGGUCCAACGCGAGCUAAAACACAUGUAAAUGGACAUAAAACGAGACCGACUUCAGCAUUUUCCGGCGAGGACAGCUUCUAACACUGUUUAAAUUUAGCUAACUUCGCUUCUGGGCUUUUUUUUUUUUGGACGUUUAUUAGCUCACGAAAGUUGUGUGGCAGGUUGCGACCGCUAACUUCAUCCGCCUCUAAGUUAACUAUAUUUCUCUCCUCGUAAUCAUCAUGGAGGUUGGAGAUAAGCUGAAAGAACUAAACAUGACAGUGGAUGAAAUCGACAGGUUGUCAAAAGCUCUCAAAGACGAGAAAUUCAGGGAAAUGCUGCGCGAUUACGCCCAAGAAUUAGCAGACCCUGAGAAUAAGAAAAGGUAUGAAGAGGAGAUCAAACUUUUGGAGCAGGAAAGAGGAAACACGAUUGAAUUUAUCCACCCGGAACCAUUUAGGGCUCUCAGGACGAGUGUGAACAGCAAGCAGAAGUGUUUUAUCAAUAUCUGUGCCAAUGAAAAAGUUGGAAAGCCUGAAAGUAAAUGGGGGGUGUCGGAGGAAGGCCGCAGAGGACAGUGCUGGUCCCUGCCUCACAGUCUGCACCCAGGGAGGCAAGACACAGACCCAAAGGGGAACAAGAUCAUGAUCUAUGAUGUUAUUUUCCACCCCGACACUCUCUACAUUGCAAGCAAAAACAAGAGAUUCAUGGAUAUGGUGGACACCACCGCCAUGCAGGGAAUCCAGAAUGCUUUCAAAGUGACUCUGGAUAAAAACAAUGUGAGAGAGAUGAGUACAAAAUACAAAGGCACCCCGCAGCCUUGUGUCAUCCGAAAACCCAUACCUGGGUAUAAAACCAAGGGGCCCUCAGAGAAGCCCGACCCUCUCGCAUUCCCAUACCCAGAUGACCAAAGACCUACCACACCCUCGCGAACCAAGCCUACAGAAUCCCCUGCGACAAAAAACAGCAGUGAUGCUAAACCUAAAAGCUUCCAGAUCCAGCCUCCGAAAACCGAAGAGCCAACCAAGCCAAACUACACAGUAAAAUAUCGAUCUUUUAUUGAUAUACAGGACUUCAGGUGUUCUAGAGACUCAGCCCAAAGCCCCAGGCCCAAAGAGAUAGUAGUUACCAUCGAUUUGCCACUUCUAAAGAUGGUCGCAGACGCCAGCCUUGAGGUAAAAGAGGGAAGGCUGCUGCUGGAGUCCAAGAAACCAGCCUACAGACUGGAGCUGCCCUUAUCCUACCCUGUGGAUGAAGAUAAAGGAGAGGCCAAGUUCAACAAACAGAGAGGACAGCUUACAGUCACACUGCCCGUUCUUCCUUCUAAUGAAGCUUUUGAUUUCGCUGUAGGGCCUGCUGCGAGUGUUAGUGAUGGUGAGAGGCAGGAGGAAAAAAGUGAGGUCGAAGAGGAGGAGAAAUGGAAGCAGAAGGAGUGGGAAGGCCAGAACAGUGCGGAGGAGGAGAAAAGAGGCGUUGAGGGAGAAAGAGACACUGAAGAGGAGGAUUUGAAGCAGCAGACAUGGGUUGAGAAAGGUGAAGAAAAGAAAGAACAAGGUCGGGAGAAAGGAGAGGAGCAGAUGAGGGGAGGCCAGGAAGGUGUAGCGGCAGAAGAAAGGGUAGUGGGUGAGAAGGAAAAAUUGAGAAAGCAGGAGAGGGAAGGGAGAAAUAGUGAAGUAGAGGAAAUUGGUGUGGGGGUGGCAAAAUGGAAGAAGCAGAUAAGAAAAGGCCAAGAAUGUGUGGAGGACGAGAAAUUGCAGGAGAAUGAGAAAGAAGUUGGAAAAUUUAACCCACAGAAAAGGCAGCAACAUGAAGAUAAAGGGAUGAAUGAACAUAACACUUUAAGGGAAGAUGGAUGUGACACAGCAGUAGAGAAAAGGGAUUCUGGUGUAGCAAGUUUUCAGUGUGAUACUGUUGACCAAUGCAUGGACGUUUCUGCCGAAGAAGAAAACUCAUGCGUGGCUUCACCUGAAUCAGAAAACCAGCCUGUUUUAAUCACUGCUGAACAUAAAACUUGCAAAGGAAAAGAGGGCGAAGUAAAUCUGAACUCUGAAAUGAAAACUUCAGACAUCAAAGAAGAGACUGAAAAGACAAAAGAGACUCUAGAUGGAAAGGUGGAAACAGAUGCUGCAUUUCUACAUCAUGGAUCCAGUGAGGAGUCCCAGACUACUAUCGCUGCCGUGUCUUCCACACCAGCUAACACUCAAAGCCAGAACAACAUAAAGGACUGCUGCAUUUCCCAGGGGACUGAAGAGUCCAGCAAGGGGCCUGCGACAGAUGAAGCGAACAGGUCAAGCAGAGGAGGUCCAGGCAGCAGGGUCACCCUCCGGUCUGAGGAACUUGCCACGGGCUCAGUAAAGCCGGAGGAGAGGGAGAACGUAGACGAAGAUGACCUGCCGACAGAGCAAAUCCUCCAAAACCCAGAGCACGACAGCGAGCCACCGCCCGUGUUAUUAAGGGAAAUUGAUAAAGAUGGAAACGAAACGAUCAUCAGCGAUCAUUCCACAUCUGCUGGGAUCAUCUUCCAAAACUCUCUGAUAUAUGAGCUGGACUGAGGACUGUGUGCAUGGGUUCAGAGAAGGUUGUCAUUUUUUAAAAGUGGUUUUAUAUGCAGGUUUUAUCAGUUAAGUCUGUCCAAUGAGAUUAAAUGAUGUUCAUAUUUCACAUUCCUACAGUCCAUUUCUACAAUUGAAUACAUGACAAAAAUGACACAUGAAUCAUUUCAAUGUCCCAGAAUAAACUACUUAGGACAUCAUAAA
Molecule: messenger RNA, 2817 nt
Organism: Siniperca chuatsi (mandarin fish)
Lineage: Eukaryota; Metazoa; Chordata; Actinopteri; Centrarchiformes; Sinipercidae
Gene: dnaaf2
Product: dynein axonemal assembly factor 2
Exons: 2
Coding region: 304-2613 (769 amino acids)
Biological process (GO): axonemal dynein complex assembly
Cellular component (GO): cytoplasm
Source: RefSeq, a predicted model, not a curated record